CACAUGGCACCAAGAAACCUGACCAGAGUUUCAGAAUUUCUUCUUAUGGGAUUUUCAGAAGAACCAGGAUUGCAGUCCUUGAUAUUUGGGCUUUUUCUCUCCAUGUACUUGAUCACUGCAUUUGGGAAUCUGCUCAUCAUCCUGGCCACCAUCUCGGACUCCCACCUCCACACACCCAUGUACUUCUUUCUCUCCAACCUGUCCUUUGUAGACAUCUGUUUCAUCUCGACCACCGUCCCAAAGAUGCUUCAGACCAUCCAGACACAGAGCAAAGUCAUAACCUAUGGAGGCUGCAUCACCCAGGUGUAUUUUUUCACACUCUUUGUAGUUUUGGACAUCUUACUCCUGACUGUGAUGGCCUAUGACCGCUUUGUGGCCAUCUGUCACCCCCUUCACUACACAGUCAUCAUGAACCCACAACUCUGUGGACUGCUGGUUCUGGUGUCCUGGACCAUUGGUGUCCUGCAUGCCUUGUUGGAAAGCUUAAUGAUAUUGCGACUGUCCUUCCAUACAGUCUUAAAAAUCCCCCACUUUUUCUGUGAACUCAAUCAGAUGAUCCAACUUGCCAGUUCUAACAUAUUUAUUAAUAACAUGGUGAUGUAUUUUGUAGUUCUGUUGCUACCUGCUGGUUCUUUCAUUGGUAUCCUUUACUCUUACUCUAAGAUAGUUUCCUCCAUAUGUGGAAUCUCAUCAGCUCAGGGGAAGUAUAAGGCAUUUUCCACCUGUGCAUCUCACCUCUCAGUUGUCUCCUUAUUUUAUUGUACAGGAUUUGGAGUGUACCUCAGCUCUGCUGCAACCCAUGGCUCACACUCAAGUGCAACAGCCUCCGUGAUGUACACUGUGGUCACACCGAUGCUGAACCCCUUCAUCUAUAGUCUGAAAAAUAAAGACUUAAAGAGGGGUCUGAAACUGGUCUUUGGAAAGGAAAAUAUAUAA
Messenger RNA from Sus scrofa (pig), 936 nucleotides. NCBI's taxonomy places the organism in Eukaryota, Metazoa, Chordata, Mammalia, Artiodactyla, Suidae. The record is from RefSeq and is a predicted model, not a curated record.